AUGGAAGAACAAAAUCACAAAACUUAUUUGCAGUUUUCGCCACUGGCAUUGGAUUGGCUAGCAAGUAAUGCAUCUGGUUCACAUAGUAACCUUGACUCUGAUCAGCACUAUAUCAUGGCAGAAGGGACUGGGUCCUGUCAGUGGAUGCAUUCCCAGCCAAAACCUCAAAAUUAUGUUCCGUUUCUUUCAGAGACAGGGCACGCUGAAAUCCAGAAACAAAAGGCAUAUGAUGUUUCAGCACAAUGUCCUACUUUGCGAUUACCAUACCCUUCUCAAUUGGAAGAGUACAUGAGGCUGCAUAAUGUCGGAGAAUUUGUGACCUCGGUGACUGGCUUGGAAGAACUUGGUGUAGAGGAACCGAAGUUGAAUGAAGAGUUUAGUCAUGCUUUUGAAACUUAUUCACGUGCUGCUGCAUCCAAGGAUCCUUCUAAACUCAACAGGAAAAGAUCAAGAGAGAGAUCUUAUGCCACUGAUCGUAUUCGCAAAUUGAGGAUAUCACAUUGGCUAGAUGCUUUACAAGAAUUGGUUCCGUCGCCAGAAGGGGUUGGUCAAGCAGCGCUGCUGGAUGGGGUGAUUGACCAUAUCAAGUAUUUGCAAUAUCAAAUGAAGGAUCUAUGUCGGAACCGAUUGGGAGGUGGAUCAACUUCUAAAUCUGUUAUUUUCCUCGAGGGACAUGGGCAUUACUUUCUUCAGGACCAGAUGCUCAAUGGUCCUCUGGAAGAGAUGAUAGGGGAGUUGAUAAGGGAUAAUCCUUCAGCAGCUACCGAACUGCUGCAGAGUAGAGGUCUUAUCGUGUUGCCUAUGACUUUUGCAGAAGGAUUACUUGAAUCUAUGGGCAUCCUAGAUAUGCAAGGUUGA
This is a messenger RNA of Salvia hispanica, 858 nucleotides long. RefSeq lists its product as uncharacterized. The record is from RefSeq and is a predicted model, not a curated record. Gene Ontology annotation, molecular function: DNA-binding transcription factor activity, RNA polymerase II-specific; protein dimerization activity; RNA polymerase II cis-regulatory region sequence-specific DNA binding. Lineage: Eukaryota; Viridiplantae; Streptophyta; Magnoliopsida; Lamiales; Lamiaceae. Gene Ontology annotation, biological process: regulation of transcription by RNA polymerase II. Gene Ontology annotation, cellular component: nucleus.